UAUGGCUUCCUGCACCUGGUGACGGUUGAAGAAACGGUGUUAGGUCUCAUGGAGAAGACCCGGGGCGUCGAGGAAACUCCAUCUUCAGAACCCAUGGAGGAAGAGGAGGAAGAGGAAGACGACUUGGAGCUCUUUGGCGGCUAUGACAGUUUCCGGAGCUACAACAGCAGUGCGGGCAGCGAGAGCAGCUCCUAUCUGGAGGGGUCAAGUGAAGCAGAAAAUGAGGAUCGGGAAGCAGGGGAGCUGCCCACCUCUCCCCUGCAUUUGCUCAGUCCUGGGACUCCCCGCUCCUUGGACGGCAGUGGUUCUGAGCCAGCUGUCUGUGAGAUGUGUGGUAUCGUGGGUACAAGGGAAGCCUUCUUCUCCAAGACUAAGAGAUUCUGCAGUGUCUCCUGUUCCAGGAGCUACUCCUCCAACUCCAAGAAAGCCAGUAUCUUGGCCAGAUUACAGGGAAAACCACCUACCAAGAAAGCCAAAGUCCUGCACAAGGCGGCCUGGUCUGCCAAAAUUGGAGCCUUCCUCCACUCCCAGGGGACAGGACAGCUGGCAGAUGGGACGCCGACAGGGCAGGAUGCACUGGUCUUGGGUUUCGACUGGGGAAAGUUCCUGAAGGAUCACAGUUACAAAGCUGCUCCUGUCAGCUGUUUUAAACACGUCCCACUCUAUGACCAGUGGGAGGAUGUGAUGAAGGGGAUGAAGGUGGAGGUGCUCAAUAGCGACGCCGUGCUCCCCAGCCGGGUGUACUGGAUUGCCUCUGUCAUCCAGGCCGCGGGGUACCGGGUGCUGCUCCGGUACGAAGGCUUUGAGAAUGACGCCAGCCAUGACUUCUGGUGCAACCUGGGAACAGUGGAUGUCCACCCCAUUGGCUGGUGUGCCAUCAACAGCAAGAUCCUGGUGCCCCCACGCACCAUCCAUGCCAAGUUCACCGACUGGAAGGGGUACCUCAUGAAACGGUUGGUGGGCUCCAGGACGCUUCCUGUGGAUUUCCAUAUCAAGAUGGUAGAGAGCAUGAAGUACCCUUUUCGGCAAGGCAUGCGGCUGGAGGUGGUGGACAAGGCCCAGGUGUCACGGACCCGCAUGGCCGUGGUGGACACAGUAAUUGGGGGUCGCCUUCGGCUCCUGUAUGAGGAUGGCGACAGUGAUGACGACUUCUGGUGCCACAUGUGGAGUCCCCUGAUCCACCCAGUGGGUUGGUCACGGCGUGUUGGCCAUGGCAUCAAGCUUUCAGAGAGGCGCAGUGACAUGGCCCACCAUCCCACCUUCCGGAAAAUCUACUGUGAUGCUGUUCCUUACCUGUUCAAGAAGGUUCGAGCUGUCUACACGGAAGGCGGUUGGUUUGAGGAGGGGAUGAAACUGGAAGCCAUCGACCCCCUGAAUCUGGGCAACAUCUGCGUGGCAACCAUCUGCAAGGUUCUCCUGGAUGGCUACCUCAUGAUCUGUGUGGAUGGGGGGCCCUCCACGGAUGGCUCAGACUGGUUCUGUUACCAUGCCUCCUCCCACGCUAUCUUCCCAGCUACCUUCUGCCAAAAGAAUGACAUUGAGCUCACACCACCUAAAGGCUACGAGUCACACACCUUCAGCUGGGACACCUACUUGGAGAAGACCAAGUCAAAAGCAGCUCCAUCGAGACUCUUUAACAUGGACUGCCCCAACCACGGCUUCAAGGUGGGCAUGAAGCUGGAGGCCGUGGACCUGAUGGAACCCCGCCUCAUCUGCGUGGCCACAGUGAAGCGGGUGGUGCACAGGCUCCUCAGCAUCCACUUUGACGGCUGGGACAGCGAGUACGACCAGUGGGUGGACUGUGAGUCCCCGGACAUCUACCCCGUCGGCUGGUGUGAGCUCACCGGCUACCAGCUCCAGCCGCCCGUGGCCGCAGAGCCGAGCACACCUCUGAAGGCCAAAGAGGCUACGAAGAAGAAAAAGAAACAGUUUGGGAAGAAAAGGAAAAGAAUACCACCGACCAAGACCCGGCCCCUCAGACAGGGGUCCAAGAAGCCCCUGCUGGAGGACGACCCGCAGGCCGCUGAGAAGAGCUCGUCGGAGGCGGUUCCUGAAGAGAUCAUUGCUGUGCGUGUGAAGGAAGAGCAUCUAGACAUGGCCACAGCUGACAAAGCCCCGAGUCCAGAGCUGCCUGUUCCCAUCGAGAACAUCAAACAGGAGACAGACGACUGAGCCUUCCCCACUGCCAGCCCGGGGCUUCUCUGUUGCCACCGCCCCUCACCCCACUUUAGUUGGGAGAAUGAGCCUUCUUUGCAUAAGUUCUGCCAUGUGCCGUGAAGGCCGGGCCCCCAAGGACCUGGAUCCUCCUGACUGGCACUGCCUGAGGCCUGCACGUUUGUCUCUGAGCGUCUCCUCCAGCUAGAGUUCCCGAAGCUCUCACAGUAACCCCCCCCCCACACACACCCACCACACCCCUCAGCUGCCAGGGUACGGGGGCUGCCCCCGUCACACUGGAGGACAAGUCAGUGAAGGGUGCAUGUGUGUGUCUGAGCAAGUCCUGUAAUAAAGGCUCGGAGCAGCUCUCUGAGGGGGAGGCUGUGGCAGGGUGGUGGUGGGUGGUGCGGGUGCCUGAGAAGCAGCCACGUGAAGCAGCCUCUAGCCUCUGGGGUUGGCACCUGGCUCCUCCUAGCACCCUAGGGAGGUCGGGGAGCCCCAUGCAGGCACCCAGCCCUGGCAGCUAAGAGGCAGUGACCAGGAUGCAAGUUUCAGUGGCUGGUGGGGUGGCCUUGGCCUGUUUUUGCUGCUGGCAUGAGUACUGACUCCGGUUUCCUAAAUGGAACAGUGUAGGGGUGGAGCCUGCUCCCCCGGCAGGGGGCAGGCAGGGACCUGGGAAGGGGAGGGGCUGCAGAGGUGGCGGGGAGGCCACAGCUGGAAGGGAGGCAGCCACCAGAGCUGUGCAUAACCUGCUCUGAGCCCGGCUGGGCUGGGGCCUGUCCUUUUCACCCCACUUCUCCCCAGUUAACAGGGAGAGACUGGGCUUGCUGGGUGGGGUGCUGGCCGUGUGUUUGCUCAGGGCCUGGGCUGUUUGGGGUUCCCCAGAGGUGGGGUGACCAGCCCAAGUGGAGCUGAUUUUCAGUCAUUUCUUCCAGAGAAUUUGAUCCUGACUCUUUUGCUAAAGGCACUAGGAAGCCCCACCUGGUGUAGAAACCAGGCCCAGAAUGCAGCCUUUCGGUGCAACCCGCAUUCCCCAGGAAGUGACUAGAUUUGGGACCCAGUGAAGAUGAAGGACAGAGGGGCCAUGCCCUCCCCUGCUUUACUCACACCACAGACCCGGGCAGUGAUGGCUCCGUGGCCUUAGUCCCCAGGGAGGAAGGCAGCCAGGAUACGCACUUGGGCCCUGCCGUGUGCCCGUGGUCCUGGUCCUGGCAGAAGCGGGCUCACCCCCAAACCCCCUGAGUUUGGGGGUCCAGUCUGACUGGAGCUUCUGGGAAAACUGGACCAUAUGGGAUUGCGGCCUUUAGCUCCUUCUUCCUGGAUGAAGUGAUGCCUACACGUGUCCCGAUAAGGACGGCAGGGGCCGAGGACGAGUCUGGCUGCCGUCCCAGCCCUUGACUGGCCGCCCGGCCCUCCUGAGGUCCUUUGUCAUCUUUCUUAGAGCCGAGUGUGUUGUGAUAUGGCACCUCCCGGUGUCAGUUACGCAGGCUGGCUUCACACAGGAGGACGAUGAAUAAAUGUUGCCUGUCAUCUUUUGAACGCCCCGUCUCCAUAGCAACCACACGCUGGUGCUCCUUCCUUACAUUUCUGCCACUCCUCUCCUGCAAGAGUCCCCAGAGGCCCGGCCUGUGCCUCGUCUGCCCCAUGGCCUGGUGCUGAGUUAGCCCCAGUGAGGGUGUGAUGCCAGAAUGCACGUGACCCGUGUUGCUGGGGCCUAAAGAUCGAGCUCGUCCGUCCCGGUCGGAGGUGUUGGCUUCCGGGAUGUUUUCACUCCGGGCACAGGGCCAGCUUUGCACCUCAGUUGCCCUUGGGGAGAACUGGUGGACUUGGAGUCCAGUGCGGGGGGGUGGGGGGGGCUGCUGGCUGGGAGGUCCUCCUAAAGCACCCCUUCCCCGCCCUGUGCUGCGGACUAGCCCAGGUGCAGACGCACGCACCCCCUUUACUGUCGCCCAGUCUAGACACAGCUCUGCUUGACGGGUGGGGGCAGCAACGGAACUGCGGAUUACAGCCCUCAGGCGCCGGUUUAGGCACGUUUCCACAGCUUCGCGCGUCUUCACAGGGGCCCUGGGGUUAUCACAGUAACUUGGUUGCUCAAAUUCACAACAGUAAAAUGACAGCGGCGGGAUUAAAUCCAGGGUGGUCUGCUGUGUUACAGCCGGUCCUCAUUCAUUCAUGCAUUCAUUCAGCAUCUCUUCUGAAGCGUCUUCCACAUGCCAGACAUCACGCUAGAGUUUGGGGCCUCGAAAGAUAGCGAGGCAUGCACGGUCCAGCCGUGGCCAUCAGCAAGGUGAACGCGCCCAGCAUAGAACAGGGCUCAGGGCCCUGUGUGACCCUUGAGGUCAGGGGCCUUCUCUUCCCACCACCUCCCCCUUUUUUUAAGUAGGCUCCACACCCAACAUAGAAAUGAGGUAAAGAAUCCCAUCUUCUACCACCUGAGCCAGCCAAGCACCCCAGGGCCCUUUUAAUCCCUUUGUAUUCCUGGAGGGAAACUGCCUCUUUAAACAAAAUAAAAAUGAAAGACCUAUGUAA
Molecule: messenger RNA, 4683 nt
Organism: Hyaena hyaena (striped hyena)
Lineage: Eukaryota; Metazoa; Chordata; Mammalia; Carnivora; Hyaenidae
Gene: L3MBTL2
Product: L3MBTL histone methyl-lysine binding protein 2
Exons: 17
Coding region: 49-2172 (707 amino acids)
Biological process (GO): regulation of DNA-templated transcription
Cellular component (GO): nucleus
Molecular function (GO): zinc ion binding
Source: RefSeq, a predicted model, not a curated record